CUAAAAAGCAUUGUCAUUAGUAUCUCUCCUAGUAGUCCUUCUUGGAUUGUGUUGUUUGCAUAUAGUGAGUGGUCUGUGUGAAACAAUAAGUGAGGUUGUCUUAGAAAGAUGGAAGAGGGGACAUUUGAACAACCAUCUUUGGAGAAACACUAUUAUGGGAACUGUCCUGGUUGUAAGGUGGAUCAAGCCAAAGAGCUGAGAAAGGAUGUUUCCAUUAGAAAUCUUUCUUAUAUUUGGAUGGCAGUGUUAUGUGGCACGCUGCCUGUAGCAUCACUCUUUCCCUUUGUUUAUUUCAUGGUGAAGGAUUUUAAUAUUGCAAAAACUGAGGCAGAUAUAAGUACCUAUGCUGGUUAUGUGGGAUCAUCAUUCAUGCUUGGCAGGGCUUUGACAUCCAUAUUUUGGGGAAUGCUAUCUGAUCGCUAUGGUAGAAAACCUGUUAUAAUUUCAGGGAUUAUUACUGUUGUCAUUUUCAACACAUUAUUUGGUCUUAGCACGAAUCUUUGGAUGGCUAUUAGCAUGAGAUUUCUUCUUGGAAGUUUAAAUGGAUUACUUGGACCAAUAAAGGCUUAUGCUGCUGAAAUUUUCAGAGAAGAGAAGCAAGCUCUAGGACUCUCAAACUUUGUUGCUGCUUGGGGAGUAGGACUAGUCAUUGGCCCUGCAUUGGGAGGUUAUUUGGCUCAGCCAGUGUUGAAAUACCCACAUAUGUUUCCAAAGGAUUCCUUUUGGGAUAGGUUUCCAUAUUUCUUGCCGUGCUUUAUAAUAUCAGCUUUUGCGUUUGCAUCAGGAAUUGCUUGCAUUUGGCUUCCAGAGACCCUUCACAACCACAAAAGUAGCAGUGAGUCCACUAACAGUGUUGAAGCUUUGGAAAUGGAAAGCAAUGAGACUAACAACGAUAAGAUGAUAUCUGCAUCAUUGCAAGAGACCCUUCACAACCACAAUGGUGGUAGCAUUGAGUCCACUAUCAAUGUCAAAGCUUUGGAAAUUGGAAGCAAUGAAGCAAACAAAGACAAGACGAUUCAAAAAGAUAAAAGCAUCUUCCAAAAUUGGCCCUUAAUGUCAUCCAUCAUUGUUUACUGUGUUUUUUCACUACAUGAUGUUGCUUACCAAGAGGUUUUCUCAUUGUGGGCUCUCAGUCCCAGAAGAUUGGGUGGUCUGAGCUUUACAACUAAUGUUGUUGGUUAUGUUCUUGCAAUAUCAGGUAUUGCUAUUAUAAUCUUCCAGCUUGCCCUGUACCCAUCAGUGCAGAAAGCUUUUGGACCUGUCAAUCUUGCUCGUUUCGCAGGGGUGUUAUCCAUACCUCUCCUGCAAAGUUAUCCCUUCAUGACAAAGUUGUCAGGCUUCACACUACACCUAGUGAUCAUUAUUGCCUCCAUUCUGAAGAAUAUUUUGACAGAGUCAAUUGCAACUAGUUUAUUCCUUCUGCAAAAUAGAGCUGUGGAACAACAUCAAAGAGGGGCAGCUAAUGGUUUUGUUAUGACUUGUAUGUCAGCAUUCAAAACAGUUGGUCCUGCUAGUGGCGGUGCAAUAUUAACUUGGUCAGAAAAGCAUAUACAUUCUUUUUUCCUGCCAGGCACCCAUAUAGUCUUCCUUGCCCUGAAUGUUGUUGAAGGACUUGGAGUACUGUUGAUGUUCAAACCAUUCUUGAGUGUGAAGAAGAAAACACCAUCAUAGACGUUACAUUGAUAUCAAAAAAUUUGGUACAAGGGGUGAAGCAUUUGGAGGGUAAUAUUGUGUAUUGGUUUUGAGAUCAUGGCCAGUAUGGAUAAUGAAAUGAUGAUGGAUCAUUAUGUGUUGUAUAUUUCCAUCAUAUAAGUUUAGACUUUAGUUAUUAACAUUUUAGCAUGGGUGAAUGUGUAUUGAACAGAAUUAGUUAAAGUAUGGACCUGUAUGUACCAAUAUAUGUGAUAUAGAGUUAUUAUAUGUUCUUUGAAAACUUUCACUAA
Molecule: messenger RNA, 1943 nt
Organism: Glycine soja
Lineage: Eukaryota; Viridiplantae; Streptophyta; Magnoliopsida; Fabales; Fabaceae
Product: protein ZINC INDUCED FACILITATOR 1-like
Exons: 17
Coding region: 109-1671 (520 amino acids)
Biological process (GO): transmembrane transport; regulation of stomatal closure
Cellular component (GO): plasma membrane; plant-type vacuole membrane
Molecular function (GO): solute:potassium antiporter activity
Source: RefSeq, a predicted model, not a curated record